AUGUAUCAAGACUAUAUGGAGGUCAACUAUAAGGAAUACAUCAUUAGUGAUGUACUUUAUUCAUUCUUUAUUCUUGCAACAACCUUGUGGUGCAUAGUGCUCAUCAUCUAUUAUAUCAUCACUGUUGUACAAGGAGGAACUUUUUUCUCUCAUAAUUCUGUUAUACUGGGAUACUUUGAUUAUCUAGCAGGAAUAACAAAAGGAAUUGCUCCAACACUUCUUGUUGGGCAUGUUGCAGCAGGUUAUGCUUGCCCAGAUGAAUCUUGGCAGAGAAGUGUGAUUUCAGGCUCACUUCACUUUGGGACACAUUUUGGAGACCAGAGCUCUCAGCAAGAUUCCAUGAUCAGCAUCAAUCUUGAAUCUCAGCAGGAGAUAGAUGAUGUAUAUGACCAUCAGAAUCCAGCAUCUUCUGAGGAAGAUAGUGCCUAUGACAGUGGCAUCCAAGAGGAUGACUUGGAGGUGACCCCACAGGAGAGAGAGAAAGAUAAAGGAUAUAGCUAUUGCAUGUUGAAGGGCUCUAAGGAAGAUAUUGGUAUUGAGAGUGUCAUCUCUGAGACUUAG
Messenger RNA from Guyanagaster necrorhizus, 561 nucleotides. RefSeq lists its product as uncharacterized. Bases 1 to 561 code for a protein of 186 amino acids. The transcript is spliced from 3 exons. NCBI's taxonomy places the organism in Eukaryota, Fungi, Basidiomycota, Agaricomycetes, Agaricales, Physalacriaceae. The record is from RefSeq and is a predicted model, not a curated record.